CAUUACUAAUGUCGGUGACAAACUUUCGAACAACAACGAGAAAGAAGAUUAAAAGGAACCACUUUCUAGUUGGCAACAUGAUAGUCUACGCCUUGACUCGUCCUAGUUUGAACUCCAUAGUUGUCUACGCUUUUAACCAGGGUGAUUAACUUAAAAAAAUGAACAACAACUAAGAAUCUGCAUACCGAGGCAUGGACGUAGAAACAAACAAUAAAUUUCAUAUCUAUUUAGAAAUACUACUAUCCAGAUCCAACAUACUUUCUAGAGGAACAAAAGAGGUGUGACACCAUUCCUACAUUCUACAGACUUGCUAUCAAAUCUCCAUAUAACAUCCAAGGAUCAUACUAACCACUAACCACGAAUAUACGUUGCAACACCUCUGUUACUUUUAUCAAACUUUGCUUAAUUUCCAGAACUUUUAGGACUUCUUCCUGACUUCCAACUCUGGCAAAGCUCCUCUAUAAUUAUAUAUGGCACUCUUUGGUUCAUUUUUUUAUAUAUUCUAAUCACUUAUUAAUUCAUAAAACAAUAUAGAAGAUCCUUGGAAGAUAUCAGGCAAACAUAUGUAUAAACUGCACAUGAAAUAAAGGCCAUAAGUUCUCAACAAUGUCAAUUAGAAAUAUCACAUGAGAAACUGGAAAAAAAAAGAAGUAAAUCAUAUCACUAAUUCUAUAGAAUAACCAAUGGAAUAAAAAUAAAAAGACAACAAACUGAAUCAUUGUAAUAUCGAAAACCCAUUUAUAGUGAAUGUUGCUCAAGUCAAAUAACCUCUUGUAAAGCUCUUUCUUCGACACUGCAUCCACCACUCUCAUUAGAUAGUCUGCAGUUCUACCAAGACUCUCUGUUACCUCACCUGCAUUUUCAUCUCUGCGCCAACUGUAGCCCUAGAAUGGAUCAAAAGAAGACUCAGGUUAACAUAGUAACAUAUCAUUAGAUAGCUGCAAAAAAUUUACUUUUCUAGUAGCAUACCAACUCCAAAAGAAGACUCAGGUUGACAAACAAAAUAUGAGGAAAAGGAUUACUAAUUUUUAAAUAUCAAUAUCAGCAGCCAACUCCAGCUAUUUAAAGCCAUAACUAUAAUCAUAUCGAGUUCCAAAGAAGCAUCAGCAAUAUACGUUCCAAUCACAUCCAGACAACUCGACCCCAAUCAAAGGAUCUAGAAAGAGCAACUGAAACACAACCACAAAUUUUUCACAAGAGCAGCAAAACAAUGAGACAUUAAAAAAGAUAAAAUUUUGGGAACCAAUUGCAAAGGAGAGGGAGGUGACUCAACUGAGAUGUAUAAAUUGUGGUUACCCCUCUCUUAUGGUUUCCCUCCGCCAUUGUUUAACCAUCUACUAGCAUUGUUAAUCCAUCUACAAUGGUCCAUGGCCACUGAACUCUAUAUAAGGGACACAUGCUCACAGAUAUAAUUUUGAUCGCUCACCGGAAUUGGCAGAUAGAGCUCUCCCCCGGCUCGCCUGUGGGUGAUGGAGCUUCCUCAAAUCCGUCACUCAACCCUCGAUCAGGAGGGUACAACAAAGGACCUGGAAGUUGAUGGGAAAAGAGGCAAAAAUCACUAAACAAAAAGAAUCUUCGAAGUUAACUGAUAAAAAACACAGGAAUUCACACCUGCCAGAGAUUAGUGAGCUACAAUGAUGCCUUGCUAUGUGGAUCUUCCCCACACCCUCUCUGAUUCAUUUUUCCAAAUCUUGUCUUCGGCUUCUCGUCAUUGGCGGGUUCUGGGAGAUUCCCUAGUCGCUCGCAACCACAAUCUGGAUCUUCCUCGUACCCUCCCUGAUUCUUUGUUCCAAAUCUUGUCUCUCCGGAGAUGGAUUUUGUCAAUGGUGGGUUCUGGGUGAUUCUCUUGUCGCUCGCAACAACCACGAAACUGAGAUGAGAAAGAGAGGAGAUUUUCACCCUAACCGGCGGGUUAUCGACGAUUUGACUCUACAUUGCGCUAUCUCCGGAUCUCCUCUUCGUCGGAGAGGGACUCCCAUAACCGGCGGGUUAUUGAUGAUUCCCUGAUCGCUCGCAACGACUUCGGGUCCGAGAUGAGAGAGAGAGAGAGACAGAGAGAGAGAGAGAGAGAGAGAGAGGAGAAGGAAGAGAUGAGAUGAUAUGUUGUUGUUGAGAGAACUGAGAGAGAGGUAUCGCCAGCAUCUCUGCAACACACAAAGAGAGUGAAAUGAGAUACCGAUGAUCAAAGAAGGGAUGGGAGAGAAGGAAAGAGAGAGAGAGAAUCGUCUUCAACUCAAUAUACCUCAAAUCCCUCCCUUGAUCGCCAGAAUAGUCUUCUCCAAGACUGCUUCAGGUUUUUUUUUUUUUUUUGUUUCCUCUCUGUUCCUGGUGUUCUCAGUACGGAUUUGAAGGUGAGAAGGGCGAAAAAGUUAGUCUCCUAACAGGCCAUUUUGUUAGGAGAUACUGAUAGGGUCUGAUUUUGGGCCACGUGUGCUUGGGCUUCAUCCAACGGAGGAGAGUGGUGGCUCACUUAAAUGAGCUGGAGAUGGGCUUCCGUGUAGAAGCAGGCCCAGCGUGCGGCGCAGAAGGCGAGCCGAGUUCGUGGCGUGGUGGGCCCGUCCUCAGUUUGGGCGGGAUUUUGGGUUGGAGUGGAAAGCGUGGUGGGCCCGGCUUCAGUUUGGGCGGGAUUUUGGGUUGGAGUGGAAAGAGAAUGAAAUUUUUGGGCCCUAUGUGAUAUAUAUGUAUGUUUGUUUGGAUAUUUAUUUGUUUUCAGUGGAUGUUAUUAUGUGUUGUGUUGAUAUUACUUUGAAUCAUUGUGUUGGAUAUUUAUUUGUUUUCAGUAGCCAUCAUUAAAUUAAUAUUUACCAAACCCCAAAAUAACCCAACCACCCGAAACUGAUUACACCAAUUUAGAGUUUAAGUUUUAGGGUUUAUGGUUUGGUUUUCAAUUUGUGAAGGAUUGGAAUAUUGUUUCUUACAUCAAAUUAAACACACUAGGAAAUUAAACACACUAGGAAGUCCUAACACGUAAGGCUUGCAACCUUAGUUAGGGCUGCCCGCCGAGGGCCCAUGGGCCGAAGGCCCAUUAAAUAAUAAUAGUUUAUGGUUUAUGGUUUGUGUUAUGGUUUAGGGUUAAGGGUUUAGGGUCUAGCUUAGGUUUGAAUUGAUAUUAGUUCAUGUUUUCGAAAUUUUCUUGGACUUUUCGAUAUUCUAAUAGGCCUUUUUUGGAAAAGUGAUUAGGGUGUUAGUGUUAGGGUUUAGGAAUGUUUUUUAGGGUUAAAGGUUUAAUUAUUAAUUGUAAUGGAGAACGGAUAUUAGUGCGACAGUCGGAUAUUAGAUAAAAAGAGUCUUUUUUUUAUACCCAAUGAAAAGAGUCGUUUGAUAGAUAAAUCGCGAUAAAACUAGUUGUUUCAUUCGCGAUAAAGGGAGAGAUUUGGCAAUUGGGGAAGAACGUUAAAAGGGGUAGGGUUUAGGGUUUUGUUUUUUGGUUUUUUAAUUAGUGGGCCCGGCGGACACCGCAAGCCCGAGUGGGCUGAACGGAUAUUAGUUCGCGACGUUCGGAUAUUUGGGCUGGCUGGUUUGGAUAGUUUUUUAUUGAGACUGGAUAUUAGUCUGUCUUUUUUUGAUAUUUGUCUGUGUCGUUUGGAUAUUUGUCUGUGUUGUUUGGAUAUUUGUGGAGAUACUGACACGGCCCAGUGGAGUUUUGUGGGUUUUUUAGCCCAGCUGAGAUGAAAGAUGGAGCUGAUGGUGGCGGUUUGGUAGGGUUUAGGUGGCAAGGGGGGAGAAAUGGAAAGAAGGGGCCCAAGUGGGUCAUUUAUUUGGGGAAACAAAAAUCAAAAAUAGGAAAUUCAUACAAAGUGGAGGAAUUUAAUGCUCCCAACUACCCUACCCACCCAAACCCGAAAAUUGCCUCUCUCUCUUCCAUUUUUCUCUGUUUUUCUUCUCUUCCAAAGGAAGAGAGCCGCCGCCCAACUGUUUUUUCCGGCGACCAUCUUAUUUUCCGGCGACCAUCUUUCCGCUGACCUUCUACGAUGCUGAUCGACGACAAUGGGGAGUUGGAUGAUCAAGGAUCUUCUCCAAUGAAGGGUAAAUCGAUCGCACAAAAUAGUGAAGAAGAAGAACUCUAUCCUACAUCAUAUGAGUUUGUUGAUGAAGAUUCAAGUGGUGCUCCUGCCCUCAACGAAGAAGAAGAAGAAGAUAAAGGUUGAUUGAGUUCUUUAUAUGUUUGUGUUGUUGUGAUGCAGGUUGGUUGCAUUGAAUAUUUGAUGUUGAGAUUGUUGUGAGAAUAGCAUUGAAUGAUGUUGAUGGGGUUAUGGGUGUUUGAUGUUGAAAUUGUUGUGAGAAUGACAUAUCUGUCGGGAUCUUUCGGAUAUUUGUCUGUUUCUUUGAAGAUAUGUGUUUAACUAAGCAUGGUAUUUGUCUGGGCUUCUAGGAUAUUUGUAUAUUUGCUUGCCGAUAUUUGUUUAAUGAAACAUGAUAUUUGUCUGGGCUGUAUGGAUAUUUGUAUAUCUGCUUUCCGAUAUUUGUUUAACGAAACAUGAUAUUUGUCUGGACUGUAACGAAACAUGAUAUUUGGUGUGUGAACCACUAUUUAAUGCAUUGUUUGAUACUUGUCUGGUAGUUAUAGAUAUUAUUUAUUUGAAUUCUGGAUAUUUGUUGAAGCCUAUGUAUUCUAACAGUUUGCGGUCAAGAAUGGAUAAUAACAUGCCUCAUACCAUUAACUCGCAGCUCAUACGACGUUGGAUCUAGAAGACGAGGAAGCGAGGAAGAACAUCUUUUAUCUCACUAAGGAUGAGUGUUUUGAUUUCUAUAAGCGCUACGCUCACAAAAAAGGGUUUGGUGUUCGAAUAGAUGGGAACACAUAAGAAAGAUCAAGAAUUCUAAAGGAGUGGUGGAGAAAAAUUAUGCAUACCUUUAUUACUUUUGUAAUAAGGAAGGCUGGACUUCCACAAGCAAAGUCAAUAUGGAUAAUCAGAUACAGUCGGAAGACAAGGUUGAGGAGAGAAUGGUUUGCAAAAGAAAGAGGCCUCGAGUUAGGGAUGGAUGUCCAGCCCGUGUUCGUUUUGGAUGGAAUGCUGCUAGGGAGGGAUUUGUGGUGUAUGAAUUCGUAGAAGCCCACAGUCAUGUUUUACACUCUACCGAGCAUAUGCACUUGCACAAGUCGAACAAGCGCAUGAGUGAUGCUCAGAAAAAGAUGGCUCAAGCUAAUCGCGAUGCCGGGAUGAGUCUUAGUGCAUCGUAUCAGUUAUUGGCUGAUUGUGCUGGUGGGUAUCAAAAUCUGAGAUUUACCAAAUCCGAUCAGAAGAAUCACUUGAACACUAAAAGGCAAAGGACAAUGGCUCGUGGUGAAGCGACUUAUUUGCUGGACUACUUUGAGGACCAAAAGGACAAGCAUCCUGGAUUCUUUUAUGCUGUAGAGGUGGAUUCCGAAGAGAAAGUUGCUAAUAUAUUUUGGGCGGAUAGUAGGAUGCGUGAAGAUUAUGCGCUUUUUGGAGAUUCGGUCUCCUUUGAUACCACCUUCCGAACCAAUAAAUACUUCCGUCCACUGGGGAUGUUUGUAGGUUUCAAUCACCACCGCCAAACUUGUGUGUUUGGUGCUUGUUUGAUGUAUGACGAGACUACUCCGUCGUUUGAAUGGUUGUUUGUUGCAUUUAGUCGAUGCAUGAAGAAUAAGCUUCCAAUCACUAUAUUUACUGAUCAGGAUGCAGCCAUGGCAGCUGCCCUUAGAAAUGAGUGGCCUACUGCGUUUCAUGCCCUCUGUACUUGGCACAUCCUCAUGAAUGCCAAGAAGCAUCUUCGCAAGGACAAGGCAUUUUGGAAGAAGUUCCAACAUCAUAUUUCAUUUAUUUUCUAUGACGUCGACAGCGAGGAAGAGUUCAACAUGGCAUGGAGCACCAUGGUUUCUGAUUGUUUCCCAAAUAGCGACAUUGCGGAUGGCCAUCAAUGGUUGGAACGUUUGAAGAAAUUUCGUCAUCGAUGGUGUUCUUUAUGGUUGAGAGAUCAAUUCACAGCCGGGAUGUUGACUACGCAAGCUAGUGAGUCGUGCAAUGCACAAGUGCGACUUUUCUUGAAGCCGAGGCAUGAUUUGGACUUGUUUUUCAUUCACUUUAGCAGUUUGUUGGCUGACAAAAGACGCAAGGAGACAGAGUCAGACUACAAUGCAAAACAAUCGAUUCCUUAUAUAAUGUUGGAGAAUAGCCCGAUCCUCCAACAUGCGGCAAAAAUCUUUACUCCUAAAAUUUUCGAAAAGAUACAGAAGCAGUAUUUGGUGGCUGAAUCCUAUAUAAUAAAGAAGCUCUCAGAUAAUAGGGAUGAUGGCAUGAUUGGCUACCUCAUAUAUAUGAUGGAGGAUGGUGAGCGUAGUGAUGAGCGUGUCGUCCUCGUAGAUAUUUCUACGACGACCUUGGUAUGCGAAUGCAGAAUGUUCAGAACUUUAGGAGUGUUAUGCCGCCACAUGAUUAAGGUGAUGCGGCUUCUUGGAGAUUUUGGGGAAGCAAGUAUGAGAAGUAUUCCGGAUCAUUACAUACUCAAGCGAUGGACGUUGGAGGCGAGAGAGAGAGAAGUUGUUGAUGUCGAUGGUUCUGUUGGUCCUUCAGCUCCCAGUGAGAAUGAUGCGGGAAAAGGUAUAGCAAUGCGGUACCGGGAAACCACUGCAAUGUUGAAUCAGCUAGCAAUGAAUAUGUCGAUGGCCGAUGAGAAGGACUACAAUAAGUGGAUGGGAGUACUCAAGAAAGUGUGCAAUGAGGCAAACAAGGCAUUGUCAAAGACUAUAACUAGCGAGGACAGACGAUCUGUACCGAUAACUGGGCUGACUUUGAAGGAGAAGAGUAAUCCAAGGAGGCACGGUAAGGAACGUUACAAGUCUACGAAUGAAAAGGAACGUCGUCGAAAGAAACGUGAAUAUAGGAAGAGAAUGAAAUCCAUUGAAGUGGUCACGGCGGACGACACUGCUCACUCGGAUGGUCAUCUUAGUGAUUUGGAUGAUAAUAUUGCUCAAUGGUUAUGAAUAGAAUGUAGGGUGGUUUGAGAGUGGUCUACUGUGAUAUAAAAUUGACAUGUGAUUCCAGGAUACGUUUUUGUUUUGCAGUGGAUAUUAAUACACUUUCUUAGGAUAC
Molecule: messenger RNA, 7055 nt
Organism: Linum trigynum
Lineage: Eukaryota; Viridiplantae; Streptophyta; Magnoliopsida; Malpighiales; Linaceae
Source: the annotation of a GenBank genome assembly